AUGAGCGGCCCCGUUCUGGAUAUUCAAGCACCUGGCAUCCAAGCACAAGGUGAAGUAUUACAUAAUAUGCGAAAAGAAGUAGCCACUCUACUUGGUCGUUCCAAUCCCAGCUUCCCCGGCGCACAACCCGUCAGUUUCACGCGACGUCAUCUGGAUGAAUUGAUGCGACAGGAUUAUUACGUCUGCGAGAAAUCGGAUGGUUUUCGUUACUUACUUUACCUGACCGAUGAUGAGAAUCGCGAGGAAUGUCAAUAUUUGAUUGAUAGGAGGAAUGAUUAUUGGUAUAUACCUAAAGGCGGACUACAUUUCCCGAUUCCUCAAAAUGUCGCGGGAUUUCACAGAGGUACAUUGGUUGAUGGAGAAUUGGUUUUGGAUCGAGCUGCGGAUGGGUCGAUGCAACCCAAAUAUCUGGUUUUCGAUUGUAUGUUUUUGGAUGGAAAUAGUCUCAUGAAUCGCACCCUCGAUAAACGACUAGCCUAUUUUACCGAAAGGAUAUUUACACCUUACGUAGAACUCUUGAGGGAAUACCCGGAAGAAAAACAAUACAUGCAUUUCUUGAUGGAGAUGAAACAGAUGCAAUUUGGUUAUGCGAUGGAUAUGAUGUUUCGACAAAUCUUACCAAAUCUACCACAUGGAAACGAUGGAUUGAUUUUUACAUGUAGAGGGACGGAAUAUAAACAUGGGACCGAUCAACAUAUUUUGAAGUGGAAACCGGAAAAUGAGAAUAGUAUCGAUUUCAAACUCGGUCUCGAUUUUCCCACCGUUCAACCUAAUUCCAUGGAUCUCGCAGAAGGAACUACAGAACCAUAUAUCGAUUACGACGCAAUUCCCAUUUGCAAUCUCUUCGUCAACGCGGGAAAUAAUAGGGAUGAAUGGUAUGGAACUAUGCAUUUAGAAGCAGAGGAAUGGGAAAUGUUGAAAGCAUUACGAGAACCUCUCAAUGAUCGAAUAGUAGAAUGUUACAUGGAUGCGCAGAAGAGAUGGAGAUAUAUGAAGUUUAGAGAUGAUAAGGAAGUGGCAAAUCAUACGAGUACGGUCGAGAGUGUGAUUGAGAGUAUUAAGGAUAGAGUUACGGAAAAGGAUUUACUUGCCGCUGCACCUAGGAUUAGAGAUGAGUGGAAGAAGAGGGAUGCACAAAGGAGAGCACCUGCGACGAGUUGA
Molecule: messenger RNA, 1161 nt
Organism: Sclerotinia sclerotiorum 1980 UF-70
Lineage: Eukaryota; Fungi; Ascomycota; Leotiomycetes; Helotiales; Sclerotiniaceae
Exons: 1
Coding region: 1-1161 (386 amino acids)
Biological process (GO): 7-methylguanosine mRNA capping
Cellular component (GO): mRNA capping enzyme complex
Molecular function (GO): mRNA guanylyltransferase activity; ATP binding
Source: RefSeq, a predicted model, not a curated record